AUGGUAUACAAUUCGUUGACUGAGGUUCCUCGCAACCUCAAGGAGGGCAUUGACUGGUUGAUGGCACUGAAGGGCGCCAAUGCUGAAAAGAACUUGGCGGCUUUCGGUGCAGCCGUCCACAAAUUCCUCGCAGACAAGCCUGUUGGCUUUGCGGAGUUACCAGCGCUGGAAAGCGUUAAACUUAUUUCUAAGGAGUUCCUGGAGCAGGAGGGACUUAAGAACCAGCCAGUCGUAAAAAAGCUGCUGGGGAGAUUCAGCGGGUCUAUGAAUAAAAAUCCCGGCUUUUUUGCUAAAGCCUUUGGCACUGUCGAUGAAAGUGAUUAUAAGAACGUCAUAAAGACCAAGCGUCUAACGGAGAAAGCCGUUGCAGAUAAAUUGGGUAAAGUUAUGCUUGGUACUGAGAAAUUCUUGGACAACGUCAAAAUCCCUGGCCAGUACAAGUCUGCUUACAGUUCGGAAGCGACUUGGGAUGCAUCAUGCGCGAAUGAGCCGGAGGCUUGUGCGGUCAUCUUCGUGGGUAUUGCGCCAAUGUUGUACACAGGCCUACGUUCUUUGAUCAGGGAGAGCGAUAUUGCAAUUCGGAGAUGCGCGCCGUUUGGUUCGAGUAAGACUUUGGAAAAGGUAUUGGAACCCAUGGGUUACAUGGAGACCGAUUGCCGCACUAGCGUGCGUGCUUCCGAUGUCUUUAAGGCGCUGAGAGGCGUGAGUCAUCAAAUGUUGACCACGCUCUACGACCUCUCUGGAUUCUGGGCCUUCUAUGGAUCUGGUAAAGCAGGAGACGAGAAGGCUGUAGAACCUAUUCAAGAGGAACAAUCUGUAGAGCCAGCGGACUCAGUAGACCAAGUGUGGCCAGUAGACCCUGUGGAACCCGUAGAACCAGUAGAACCUGUGGAGACAGUGGAUCCCGUGGAGUCUGUGGAACCUGUACAGCCUAUGGACCCAGUAGACCAAGUGUACCCAGUGGAACCUGUGGAGACUGUAGAGCCUACUAAAGAGGAACAACCUGCAGUAGUUGAAGAACUUGUGAAAGCUGAAGAACCUGUAAAAGUGGUCAAAGCUGCGAAAUCUGUAAACGCUGCGAAAAAAGCUGCAAAAAAGGUUGCAAAGAAAGCCCGACAAAAGAAGAAUCGGGCCCAGAAUUCCCAGUGA
This is a messenger RNA of Babesia ovata, 1149 nucleotides long. RefSeq lists its product as uncharacterized. The transcript has a single exon. The record is from RefSeq and is a predicted model, not a curated record. NCBI's taxonomy places the organism in Eukaryota, Apicomplexa, Aconoidasida, Piroplasmida, Babesiidae. The coding region runs from base 1 to 1149 and encodes 382 amino acids.